Messenger RNA from Nematostella vectensis (starlet sea anemone), 1298 nucleotides. RefSeq names its product transmembrane emp24 domain-containing protein. The coding region runs from base 109 to 720 and encodes 203 amino acids. Gene Ontology annotation, cellular component: Golgi apparatus; endoplasmic reticulum-Golgi intermediate compartment; COPII-coated ER to Golgi transport vesicle. Gene Ontology annotation, biological process: Golgi organization; endoplasmic reticulum to Golgi vesicle-mediated transport; intracellular protein transport. The transcript is spliced from 4 exons. Lineage: Eukaryota; Metazoa; Cnidaria; Anthozoa; Actiniaria; Edwardsiidae. The record is from RefSeq and is a predicted model, not a curated record.
GUUGUAACGCUAUUCUUGUUCGACGUGGCGUUUGGACAAAGAAGUUACUUGAAUUUGGUGGAAAACUGUGAAGAAAAACUCGGAUUUUAACCAAAUUCCAGCCUUACUAUGGCGUCCAUACGGCUAUUGCCUUCUUGUAUAGUACUUAUGUUUCUCGCUAGGUCAUCACUUUGUUAUUUUAUCACUAUAGACGCUCAUGGGGAGGAGUGUUUUCAUGAUAAAGUCACGUCCGGCACCAAAAUGGGACUUAUUUUCGAGGUGGCCGAAGGUGGAUUUUUGGACAUUGAUGUAAAGAUUAUAGGGCCAGACCAAAAGGUCAUAUAUUCAGGAGAAAGAGAGACUAGUGGGAAAUACACAUUUGCCGCACAUAUGGAUGGCACUUAUAACUACUGCUUUAGCAACAAGAUGUCGACAAUGACACCAAAAGUGCUCAAGUUCUCUAUGGAUAUUGGAGAGGCACCAAAAGAUACAAGCAAGGAGGACAACGCAGGGCAUGAUAAGCUUAGUGAGAUGGUUAGCCAGCUGUCAGAAGCCAUGACUGGCGUCAAGCAUGAGCAAGAGUACAUGGAGGUCAGGGAGAGAAUCCAUAGAUCAAUCAAUGACAACACAAACAGCCGAGUGGUGUGGUGGUCGUUCUUCGAGUCUCUUGUUCUUGUUGCCAUGACAUUGGGUCAGGUGUACUACCUCAAGAGGUUCUUUGAAGUGCGAAGAGUAGUCUAAAGAACCACACAAGAUCUUUAACUCUCUAGACAAUAUUUAUCAGCUGUUGUUUGGUUGUUAACCAGAAGAUUAUCUACGGCACUUGUGACAACCAUACAACUUCAUGGUUCGAGCUUCUUCACAAAGCUGAUAACUUACAAAUUUAAGUAAAUUUUCAAAAUACCAAUCCAUACACUAGUGUACCUCCAGAGAAUUCUAUUCAAAUGAACAUCAAGAUGUUAGGUUGAACUUGGAGAUAUAAUUGGGGGAUAUAACACUUGAGAGUUUAAUCACCCUAAAGCUUUACAAAAGUUGUAUGUACAACCAUUUACUUAGUCUGUAAAUAUGCUACCUUGGCUUUUCUCCUUAAUAUUAUUGUAUCUUCCCAUAAGUGAUUAACUUUUAGGCCAGUUUCAGGCAUAUUAAGGUAAAUAAUUACUUACAGCUGUUAGCAUGAGUUUUCUCAGAAAAUGUUAAAAUGUCACACUUUUUUUUCCGGCUCUUUGGAUCAAAAAGAAAAGGAUCCAUGGAACACACUUUGGUUUGUUGUUUUUGUCCAAGCAACUCAAAUUUAUCAAAAUAAACAUUCAGUGAUUUUC